This is a messenger RNA of Melopsittacus undulatus (budgerigar), 1800 nucleotides long. RefSeq names its product PSME3-interacting protein-like. Lineage: Eukaryota; Metazoa; Chordata; Aves; Psittaciformes; Psittaculidae. The transcript is spliced from 6 exons. Gene Ontology annotation, cellular component: nucleus. Bases 143 to 757 code for a protein of 204 amino acids. The record is from RefSeq and is a predicted model, not a curated record.
GAGCGCUUCACCUAAUCGAAGCGCAGGACCACCCUGACGUCACCUAUCAUCUGCUGUGCUGUGUUCUUCCUUCCGUGAGAGCAACGGGGAUUGGCCAUCGGAGGGAAAGGGACGCUUAAGGCAAAAGACAGGCUCUUCUACAAUGGAUGGGGCAGAUGGUACUGCUGACCUUGUGAUUAACAAGAGAUUUGUGUCUGAUUCUGAGCUAGAGGAGCAAUGGAAGAGGAGGCAAGAGGAAUGGGAAAAGGUCAGAAAACUUGAGGAUCCAGAAGAAUGCCCAGAGGAGGCAUACAACUCACAUUCCUUUUAUGAAAUACUUCAGGAACAGAGAGAAAAAAAGCAGGAGUUUGAGGAGCAGUUUAAAUUCAAAAAUAUGUUAAGAGGCUUAGAUGAAGAUGAGACUCAUUCCCUUGAUGAGGUUUCUCAGCAGCAAGAGCUACUAGAAAAUCAACAAAGAGAAGAAGAGCUGAAAGAACUAAACGAAUACAGAAGUACUCUCACUGAAGUGGGAGUCAGUGUGGACCCAAAGAAGGAAACUGAGAAGAAAUUGCCCAUGAAGUCAGUGGAAAACAAGAAAACAUUCUCUCAGGCAAAGCCGUUAGCAGGAGCUGUGAAACACAGAAGAGCCAGCCAGGAGCCAUGGGAAGGGACUCCCCACAGCUUUGCGCGCUCCCAUGACACUGCCCACAGCCCUUCUCCAGCUGCCGCCACCCAUCCACCCGCUGAGCCUUAUCUUGGGACCCUCCAGCUGUUAUAACAGGGGCUGGCUGUGACUUCAGCCAAAGUCCUGUUCUUAGAGCAACAAUGGCAGCUCUCCAGGUUUGUGACCUCUCUCGUGCUGAGCAGGUUCCCCAGCGCAUCCUUGUGGUCCACAAAGCUUCUGCUCAGGUUUUGUGGAUGCUGUUACUGUAAAGCAGUGAUGGAAAAACAGCUUGUCCCCAGAUGGAAGACUGCUGAUGGCACCAGGGCAUGGGAUCCUGCCUCCCCCCAGCUCCCUGGCACUGCUCAGGACCUCGCAUGCCAGGAAAGCACUGGCACUGAGCAGCUUGGAGGUGGAGAGGCAGCCAUGAUGGGAUCCCAGGAGAUGCCAGCUACCACUAUUGAGGUUAACAACACUUCACAACCCCAGGGAUUGCCAGGCAGCACUGGGGCCAGGGGGUUCUCUGCUGCAAGCUGGCAGCUUGCUCCCUGAAAUCCAUAUGAAGACCUCUGAGCUCUGGCAGCGCCACCUCGGUCCUCAGCCAGAAGAAAAGCAGAAGAGCUUCGGGAUAUGCAGCUUAGACCCCAACAAAGAAGCAUUUGAAGACACAAAGUUAAUUAUAGUGCAAAUACUUACCCAUGAGUAUGCUGCAUGCAGUGCCGGGAAGCAGGAUCCUGACUUUGCAGAUGGACGCUGGGGACAAAGAGCAGCUGCCUGCAGUGAGUGAGUGCCACCAGUGUGGCCAUGCUGCCUGCAGGCAGCUGAUAUCAGUGUGUCAGUCCGGGGCUAACACAACCCCCCUGCUAGAGUUUUUCCUUCAUUUUAAGAAAGCCAUCAUGAUUAGUAUGCAUCAGGGAAGCAAAGAGACCAGCAGAACAGAUCUGGCACAGCACAUGGAAAUAAGGAUUUUAAAAGCACUUAUCAAAAGUUCUGGAUAAAAUAGCCAUGAAUCUCACACACUGAUGUACAAAUGAAAUUACCAAACUCUGCAUUCCUUUGAGCAAAGGGAAAGUAACACAGGGCUGGAAGCCAACAACUGUUGCAUGUUGGAACUGAUACAUGGGUAACCAAUGUACAGGGGGGUAAUACAGAGAAAUUGU